AUGCUGGUGGAUCCAGAUGCCCCAAGCCCAAGUCACCCAACACUAAGGGAGUACUUGCACUGGAUGGUGGCAGACAUCCCUGGAACAACUGGCGUCAGCUUUGGCCAAGAGCUUGUAGUGUAUGAAAGACCAGAGCCAAGGUCCGGCAUCCACCGGAUGGUGUUUGUGCUGUUCCAGCAAUUAGCUAGGGGGACAGUUUUUGCGCCCGACAUGCGGCACAACUUCAGCUUCAGGAGCCUCGCGCGCCAGUACCACCUCAGCAUUGUGGCUGCGACAUAUUUCAACUGUCAAAUGGAAGGUGGAUGGGGCGGAAGAAGGUUUAGGCCAGAAAGUUCUCAAUGGGAGUAG
Messenger RNA from Triticum aestivum (bread wheat), 348 nucleotides. Its product is annotated as protein RICE FLOWERING proteinUS T 1-like. The record is from RefSeq and is a predicted model, not a curated record. Lineage: Eukaryota; Viridiplantae; Streptophyta; Magnoliopsida; Poales; Poaceae. The transcript has 3 exons. Bases 1 to 348 code for a protein of 115 amino acids.